AUGCUACUCAAACUCAGUGCGAUGAGCAACGACCAAAGUGUAAAAAUUGUGAGCGCCAACGGAGUACCUGUGUUUACGCUUCGUCUGGCCCCUGGCAGUGGAGGGUCGACAUCCGAGGAAACCGUGGCGAGGCAUCCAUUCCAGAAUACAGAAGACUUCACAACAAUGCCCUGGAUCAACCCGGAGCCCAGAAUCUGCAGCGAGAAGAUCAAGUACAAGAGGCGGAUAUCCAACAUUUCAGGUUGCUCAUACACUGGACGACUGCAGUGUAUCAAUCGCCUCUCCGCAGCAAAUUCUACAGAUCGUGAAGACCUGCUGCAGAAUGCGUUGAAUUAUCACAGCCAAUCAUUACAGCUCUUCGCUCCAACCCUGGAGGACUUGAUCCGUUCGGAUUGUAACGCAGCAUUUUCUCUAUCACUCAUCCUGAUCCUGUUCUCCUUUGCUGCCCCCUUAUUGGUGGUUGGAGAUUCCGGCAUGGACGCUAUAUAUGAACUGUACCAGGUUUGCGUAUUCGUCAAAAAGAUGAUGAAUUUCUCGGUGGGUAUCUAUGGGACUGUCAAGAGGGGGGUUCUGGCCCCGCUCGUCCACAUAGAUGACUCCGUCUCUGAGUUGUCUGGCUCUCCUCUUACAGCCAUUGCCUGUCUGAGUGACCUAAAUUCGAGGGCUUACGACAGGAAUCCCAGUCAUGAAUUCCAGAUGUACCAAGAAUCAAUCGAUCGUCUAGUAGACCCUUUGGGGAAAUUGGGCGAUCCCGGAAGUCAUCGACUAUCAGGGGUCUUUAUGUGGGUCUUCCACGUUCCUGAUCGGUUCUUUCAGCUGGUCCAGAAGAGGGAUGCUUUUGCCCUCAUCAUUCUCGCUCACUUCUGUGUCCUAUUGCACGACUUACGCAAUCAUUGGUGGAUGUCUUCUUGGGGAUACAAAGUGAUCGUGGCCAUCUACCGGACCUUGGACGCAGACCUCAGGUAUUCGCUGUCAUGGCCUUUGUUACAGAUCGGGUACACGGGCGAAAUUUGA
Aspergillus lentulus is the source of this 1014-nucleotide messenger RNA. The record is from RefSeq and is a predicted model, not a curated record. NCBI's taxonomy places the organism in Eukaryota, Fungi, Ascomycota, Eurotiomycetes, Eurotiales, Aspergillaceae.